AUGGACAAAGUGUAUUUCAACUCCUACUGUAAUCUAUCUGUGGCGGAUGCCAGCGACAGCACUGAAGGCCUUUUUCGGUCUCGUCAGCCUCAGUUCUGCGGGCCCAUCAACUUUAAGGCUGACCUUAGCCGUGCGGAACCAGAUACCGAACCUGUAGAUUAUGUCUUGCACGAGGGUAUUUUCUGGAGACGUCACGUACUGGAUGCAAAGCUUAACAGCAGGGGGUGGGUUUUCCAAGAGAGGCUUCUCGCGCCACGGAUCCUUCACUUUUGUCGCUAUCAGCUGUUCUGGGAGUGUCGGGAACUUGGCGCUUGUGAAACAUCCCCAGAAGAGAUGUCAUCACGUGUAAGCCAAGGUCAUGACAUGAAAAAGGUCUGGCAAAAAAACGCCUCAAACGCCGCGGACUUCUAUCUAAGCUUCUGGUAUCGGCAGGUCGUCGGUUACUAUGCAAAUAUGGAUCUAUCAGUACCAAGCGAUAAGCCAAUUGCGCUUUCCGGUAUCGCCAAACACAUAAUGCCUCACAAUGGCGACACCUAUGUCGCUGGUAUGUGGCGUAAGAGUCUUGGAACGCAUCUAUUCUGGGCACCCAUGCCUGAUCCACGUACCUCGCGACCUCAGAUAUAUCGAGCACCUACGUGGAGCUGGGCUUCUCUUGAUGAGCCUAUAACGUUCAUGGAUUUCCCAGAAGAAGAGUGUUUAGUGCAAGUCGAGGAUGUUUCUCUCCAAUACGAGACGGAAGAUAUAACCGGUGCAGUGACGAGUGGAUGGUUGGACUUGCGUGGCUCACUAAAGCCCAUGAAACUAUGCCCAAAGGUCCAUGUGUAUCCGGCAGGUGAACAAUUUGUAUUUCCACCCGUAAAUAUAGCCGUGGUAGUCGAUGGAGCAUUGGUUUGUUCAAACGACAAUAACGGUCGGGAGACUUGGCGAGGUUUUCCCUGGCUAUACUUUGACACUCCUGUGUUCACCGAGACAGCAUUCAACGAUGAUAGCGCGAGUGGCAAUCUCUUUUUCAAGCCAUAUCGAUUAGGGCGAGCCGUGCCUGGUGAACUGGAAGUGGGGGUUCAGGUCGCUUGCUUGAUGCUAAGGCUUGUUGAUAAAGAAAGAAAGUUGUUCGAAAGGAUAGGGUUUGUCAAGGCUAAUUCGUAUCAAGGCAAAGACCAGCUGUUGGUGGAGUUGGACGAAGAAAAGAAGACUCGUCUGCCUUGUCUCCGCUACGAGAACGGGCUUCACACGAUCCGGAUCAUCUAG
Molecule: messenger RNA, 1248 nt
Organism: Alternaria rosae
Lineage: Eukaryota; Fungi; Ascomycota; Dothideomycetes; Pleosporales; Pleosporaceae
Exons: 1
Coding region: 1-1248 (415 amino acids)
Source: RefSeq, a predicted model, not a curated record